Messenger RNA from Ordospora colligata OC4, 669 nucleotides. RefSeq lists its product as uncharacterized. The transcript has a single exon. The record is from RefSeq and is a predicted model, not a curated record. Bases 1 to 669 code for a protein of 222 amino acids. NCBI's taxonomy places the organism in Eukaryota, Fungi, Microsporidia, Ordosporidae.
AUGUAUGAAUUUACACUUUUAUAUCCAGAUAUCAAUAAUUUUGAUCAAAUAAAAGAUAUUGCAUUGAAAGCAUGUUUAGAUAACACCUUUGAUGACGAAAGCCAAAUAAAUGCCAUUAAUAGCGAUUUGAAUUCAAUAUACAUGCAUAUUAAGAAAAACUAUAUGAAUGUUAUGCAUCAAUUGGAAAGUAGAAAAGUGUAUGAUUUUCUAAAGCUGAGGAAGAGGUUUCCCAAGAAGAACCAUGUAAUUUCUGAGUUUUGCAAGUUCAAGCUUGUGGAUACUCUCGAUAGUAGUGGUCCAAUGUAUGAGCUUAUGGAUGGAAUGCAAAAAGCAACAAUUAAGACAGAGGAGAGAAGGUGUCCUUUUUGUAAUAUAAAUGUGCCAGCCAAUACUAUGAGCAUGCAUCUCAAAGAAGCAAAGUGCGGUCAAGAAACUUCUGUAGCAGAAGAAAAAGUGACUGUUGUGUUUGAUAAGGGAGUGAAGACUGAGUAUGAGCAGCUUGUAUUUGAUGCAAUGAGUGUUAAGAUGUUGAAGAAAAUGGUUUAUGACCGAACUGGAGUAUCAGUUAGCAAGCAAGCUAUGUACAGAGGGGAUACAGUUUUGAAGAAUGAUGAAAUUGUUGCGAAUGAAAUGAUUGUUUUGAAACAGAAGAGGCGUGAGCAGAGAUAA